UGAAGCCUAGUUAGUUAUUAGUGACCAAAAGAUUCGAACUCCGCGAAGAGAUCGGAAUUAUGAAGAUCUUAACUUCCUUCCCUAAUCCUUCCGCUUCAAAAACUCCAUCGCCUUCUUCCUCCAAACCUUCCAGAACUCCAUAUUCCAUCUCUCUCAUUCUCUUUCACACCAUGCCAUUCAACUCAUCUUUCGUUCCAUUAUGGCUGUCCAGCCGAACCGCAUUGGGAGUGAAACGAUGGGUUCUGAUUCUUACUUCUGUUUUCGUUUUUCUUCUUUUUGCUUUCAUUCUUGCUUUCAUUUUUCACGUCUCUUGUCGUGGGCGGAGGCGGAAUCGGAACCGUCGAAACGAUGAUCGUGAAGCUGCGAUUUCGGCCGAAGUUCUUCCGGAGAUGGACAUGAAGGUAAAGAAGGGCUCCGAUCAUCAAUUUUCACGCCAGGGUAGUCUGACUACUCAGCAUAGUAUUGUCACAGAUUGGGAGUAUUCCGCCGGCCGAUACUCCCCGGCGGCGUUUACGGACCGGCGGAGAUGGAGCACAUUUGCGCUGGAAGAGAUUGCUUUGGCGACAAAUGGAUUCAGCGAAGAGAAUACCAUUAGCAUCGAAGAUUUCAGUGUCGAUUACUACGGAAAUUUGGCCGAUGAUACAAAAGUGAUUGUUAAGAUAUUCAAUGCAAAUAACAGUUUUGGAGACAACGAGUUCAUCAGAGAAGCAGAGAGAAUUCGGCAUAUUAGCCAUAAAAAUCUGGUCAAUUUGCUUGGAUACUGCACCCAGGGAAUUGCUAAUAAUAGGAUGUUUGUUUAUGAAAAUUUGGAUAAUGGGAAUUUGCAUCAAUGGCUUCAUGGAUGUUCACAGAAACCCUUUAGCCCUCUGACAUGGUCCAUUAGGAUGAACAUUAUUCAAGGAAUUGCCAAAGGAUUAGCAUAUCUUCAUGAAGAUGUGGAACCACAAAUUCUUCAUGGCAGGCUAAAAUCCAGCUGCAUAUUACUUGAUCAGCAUUGGAAUCCCAAGAUUGCCAAUUUUGGUCUAGUUGAGCUUUUGCUUUUGGAGUACUCGCCUGGAUCUUUGGUUGGAGAAACGUAUGAAUCUCUCGAGAAUGGAUCAAUUAGUCCAUUCACAGAUCAGAAGAAUGAUGUUUAUAGCUUUGGUAUACUUCUCAUGGAGAUGAUAACUGGAAGAGCUCCUGUGGAGUCCAAUCAAUCACAACCAGAUUUGACAGAGUGGGUGAAAUCAAUGAUAGGGAAUCAACAGGCAUUUGAAACAGUUGAUUCCAAAUUGGAAGAAAAACCAGCCUCAAAGCAACUUAAACGGAUGCUUUUAAUUGCUCUUCGCUGUGUUGAUCCAGACAUACAGCACAGACCCACUAUGGGCCAAAUCCUUCUCAUGCUUCAGCCUCACGACCUUUUACUCUCUGAUGUACGUAUUUACAAACAUCCACUCUCUACAUUUAUACAUAUAUAUAUUCAUUCAUACACAUACAUAUGCAUUUUAUGCAUAUAUUAUAUUCAUUCAUACACAUACAGAUACUUGCACAAAUAUAUAUAUUGAUAAACUCACAAAUUAAUGGAUUGUACAUCAUUCUUAUUAAAUGCAUAUCAUUCUUAUUAAAGAUGUUCAAAUGAUCUGACAAUUCGAACAAAUCGAACUAAUCAAUCCAAAUUG
Benincasa hispida (wax gourd) is the source of this 1658-nucleotide messenger RNA. NCBI's taxonomy places the organism in Eukaryota, Viridiplantae, Streptophyta, Magnoliopsida, Cucurbitales, Cucurbitaceae. The record is from RefSeq and is a predicted model, not a curated record.